AUGGAGCCUCCAAACAGCUUGGAGCCCGGUUUCUUCACCACGGGCAACGAUUCUCCUGUGAGAAGCGACUCGUCCACCUCAGAAGACCCGAAAACGCACUCGCCGUCCGCUGGGAUCUUGGAUCCUGGUGGUAACACCACUGUGUCGUUUUUCUGGAGCAGAUCAAUGACGAUCUCCCGCUGCGACGAGCCAAAGUCUGUUGGGUCUUCCAAGAUCAGACAGUUUGGCGGCGUGAGCGAAAGAAGCUUGGACAGCGCAGUGGAAGUGUUUCCUUUGGCCUUGGACUCUAUCCAUUUUCCAAGACUCACAAAGACGAAAAGCAUGGCGGACGUGUCGAACAAAACAUGA
Ogataea philodendri is the source of this 348-nucleotide messenger RNA. RefSeq lists its product as uncharacterized. The record is from RefSeq and is a predicted model, not a curated record. The transcript has a single exon. Bases 1 to 348 code for a protein of 115 amino acids. NCBI's taxonomy places the organism in Eukaryota, Fungi, Ascomycota, Pichiomycetes, Pichiales, Pichiaceae.